Messenger RNA from Rhagoletis zephyria (snowberry fruit fly), 2455 nucleotides. Its product is annotated as ER degradation-enhancing alpha-mannosidase-like protein 3. Lineage: Eukaryota; Metazoa; Arthropoda; Insecta; Diptera; Tephritidae. The record is from RefSeq and is a predicted model, not a curated record. Gene Ontology annotation, molecular function: calcium ion binding; mannosyl-oligosaccharide 1,2-alpha-mannosidase activity. Gene Ontology annotation, cellular component: endoplasmic reticulum; membrane. Gene Ontology annotation, biological process: carbohydrate metabolic process; endoplasmic reticulum mannose trimming; mannose trimming involved in glycoprotein ERAD pathway.
UACACAUGCAAGCUUACAACAAUUUGCUAUUUUAACUUUUUCAGCUUUUCUAUGACUUUGGUUGAUUCCCUUGACACACUAGUGCUGUUGGGAGAUUUUGAUGAAUUUGAACGAGCCGUUAAAUUAGUAAUACAGGACGUACGAUUCGACAACGAUAUAGUAGUUUCCGUUUUCGAGACAAAUAUACGCAUGGUUGGGGGUUUACUAUCGGCACAUGUUUUGACGGACCAUAUACAGAAGAAUAAUGGUGUUAUGCUGUGGUACAAAGGAGAAAUGCUAGAGAUGGCUCGUGAUUUGGCAUAUCGCCUAUUACCGGCAUUUAACACAUCAACAGGAAUUCCGCAUGCAAGGGUCAAUUUACGCAACGGCAUGAAAGAUGAGCAGUUAAGAAAAUCAAGGGAAACAUGUACGGCAUGUGCGGGUACUAUUCUACUAGAAUUCGCUGCGUUAUCUCGAUUAUCUGGUGAUCCUGUAUUUGAAGCACGUGCUCACACUGCCAUGGACGCGCUUUGGAAGCUGCGGCAUAGAGGCUCUGAUUUAAUGGGCACUGUACUUAAUGUACAUUCUGGGGAUUGGGUACGUCGUGAUUCGGGAGUUGGAGCUGGUAUUGAUUCAUACUAUGAGUAUUUAUUCAAAUCAUACGUUUUAUUGGGCGAUGACAAAUACUUAGCGCGUUUCAACCGUCAUUACAAUGCAGUUAUGAAAUAUGUUAGCGAAGGUCCAAUGCUGUUGGAUGUACUCAUGCAUAGACCUCAUGCAAAGUCACGCAAUUUCAUGGAUUCAUUAUUGGCAUUUUGGCCUGGCCUUCAAGUGCUAUCGGGAGACAUAAAACCAGCUGUACAAACACAUGAAAUGCUUUACCAAGUAAUGCAAAUGCACACGUUCAUUCCAGAAGCAUUUACAGUUGAUUUUCAAAUUCACUGGGGACAACACCAUCUGCGGCCUGAGUUUAUUGAAUCCACAUACUUUCUUUAUAGAGCAACUGGAGACCACCAUUACUUACAAGUUGGCAAAAAGGCGUUAAAGGCACUGCAGAAAUACGCAAAAGUUCCUUGUGGAUAUGCGGCUGUAAAUGAUGUUCGCACCGGAAAACAUGAGGAUCGGAUGGAUUCCUUUGUACUCUCUGAAACAUUCAAAUACUUGUUUCUGUUAUUUUCAGAUCCUCAAGAUUUAGUAGUUAAUGUCGACGAGUUUGUCUUUACUACAGAAGCGCAUUUAUUACCACUAACUAUCGCACAACUGGGAAACACAACAUUUAGUCUAAGGCAAACUGAUGAACAUAACGUUCUAGACUUUAUGCGUACAUGUCCCAACUCUAAUAAAUUUUUUCCGGAAAAAUUACGUAAACCAUUGCGCAACUUAAUUUCGGGUUCCUGUCCCCGAGUACCCACUGGAAAGCGACUACGUGCUUUGGAAUUUCAAGCGAGUAAUCCUGACCAUUUGCGGGCUAUUUACGACAUGGGUAUUACCAUGGUGUCCUUAGGUGAUGGCAAGGUGCGCCUCUUUCAUAGUUUCUAUAACGCGAAGAGUCCCGAAGAUGGGGAAAUGGGUUUGCUGUUUAUGCAAGAAAUGCUAGAAUUGACCAAAAUUCAAAGCAUGAAUCAACUGGCCCAACUUCAGGCUGUUGCUUAUUCCUUAGAUGAUUAUUCCAAUGAGUGGACAGCGGUGAUGGCUGGCCCAUCACAUUUUAGUCUCGAGCUGACAGGAGAACAAUUUGUAGAAGGAGAACUAAUUUUGGCAGCACCUUUCCCAGCUUGUGAAGAGCUCACAAAUGGUGAUGAAAUCCGUGGCAAAGUGCUUAUUGCUGAACGAGGGGAUUGUACAUUUGUGAGUAAAGCACGUCUGGCACAAGCAGCUGGUGCCCUUGCGCUAAUAGUUUGUGAUAAUGUGGCGGGAUCUUCGGGGGAAACACAACCUAUGUUCGCUAUGUCAGGUGAUGGAAUCAAUGAUGUUAGCAUUCCGGUGGUUUUCAUGUAUUCACAAGAAUUUAAUAAACUCGCUAACAUAAUACAACGUAAACCAAAAAUGUCUGUGAGAAUCAUGCAAAUGAUCGAGUUUAAGCGGUGGCAGCUCGCAAAAGAUUCAACGCGGAUACUAACAAAAAAAAAGUAUCAUACGUCAGUGGGCACAAAAACAUACGUCAACUAUAAAACGAUAUCGUCAGCUGAACAGAAAACACAAUCAAAAGAUGGAGUUUCGCCUAACGUAAAUGUGAAAGGAUCAGCAUGCUCAGAAAUGGAUAAAGCUUCACCAACAGCAACGGGAUCAGUAAACGCUAAAGAUGAACUCUAGUGAUAUUUAAUUGAUAUGUCAUAGGAAAUUUUCUUUUAAAUUCUUCCCGUUUAAAGGAAAUUGAGGGCCCAAAUCAUUUUUAAAUGAUUCACUGUAUAUGUAUUGUUUACAUCGCUUUUGAGUUAAAAAUUAAUUAGAAUAACAAAUUAUCGCCAUGGAAUAA